Molecule: messenger RNA, 561 nt
Organism: Microthlaspi erraticum
Lineage: Eukaryota; Viridiplantae; Streptophyta; Magnoliopsida; Brassicales; Brassicaceae
Source: the annotation of a GenBank genome assembly
AUGAUAAUGAGCAACCCCAUCCAUCGCGAUUCCAUCUCGACGAUCACGGAGCAUGAAUACGCAGCGGUGGAGCACGAUCGCAACCCGACCCGCGAAGAAAUCCCCACUAUCAUCUUCACGGAUCAAGAUACGGCGGGGCUGGAUACCCCUCACGUCGACCCACUCGUGGUCAGCUUGCACAUCAGUGACUCCAGCGUAGCAAGAAUCCUGAUCGAUACCGGGAGCACGGUGAAUCUAAUCUACAAAGAGACCCUCAACCGCAUGGAAAUCAGCAGAGACCAGAUCAAGCGUUCGUUGUACUCCCUCACCGGGUUCACCUCCGAACACGUCUCAGUGAAGGCACGAUCCGCCUACCUAUCCACGUCGGCGGAACAACCAAAGCCGCCGAAUUCUUCGUCAUCGAUAAACCAGCCAUUUACAACGCCAUUUUGGCACCCCAUGGCUCCACGAGAUGAAGGCCGUCGUCUCGACCUUUCACCAAUGUGUGAAAUUCCCGGCACAAUCAGGAAUUUACACACUGAGAGGGAAUCAGGGGGCAGCAAGGUCAUGCUUCCUCUAUGA